Messenger RNA from Sycon ciliatum, 1734 nucleotides. RefSeq lists its product as uncharacterized. The record is from RefSeq and is a predicted model, not a curated record. Bases 1 to 1734 code for a protein of 577 amino acids. The transcript has 2 exons. Lineage: Eukaryota; Metazoa; Porifera; Calcarea; Leucosolenida; Sycettidae.
AUGUCUGCUGCCAGCCAUAUACCCCUGCUAAACCCCAAUGCUACUCCCUUCCAGCCUCGAAGGUCCCGGGGCUCCCAAAGAACAACCAACUGCAACAACCUCAAACUGUUCGUCACGAGCCUCAACAUCGGGUUUUUGAAUAUCUGCAGCCUGCGCUACAAGCUGCAUGCACUGGACAGCCUUGCCCACCAGCACAACUGGGGCGUCGUUGGCGUUGCCGAGACCUGGCUGGAUAGUACAAUCUCGGAUGGCGAAAUUUGUAUUCCCGGCUACAGUGUUGUUCGCUGUGACCGGCCCGAUCGCCAGGGUGGGGGCACAUGCCUCUAUUACAAGACAUCACUCCCAGUUACCUAUCGUUCUGAUCUGCACAAUAGCCACCUGGAGGCUACCUGGAUAGCUAUUGGCGGAGGGCAACACCAGCACCUCGUUGGCUGCCUCUAUCGCCCACCAAAUGCAACUGCUGAUUUCUGGGGCCACCUGGACACAGUCCUCCACAAUGCUGCCACGAUCACGCCAUCAAUGACAUUGGUGGGUGACUUUAAUAUCAAUCUGGCUCAAUGCAUGACCAGUCGUCCUCACCAGCGCUUCUGGGACCUUAUCGGAUCGUAUGGGCUCCGCAACUAUGUUCAGUCUGCCACACGAGUCACACCCCGAUGUCCCGAUGGAACGCUGCUUGAUCUAGUGCUCUCCACCGUGGGUACUAUAAGUCAUUGUGAAGUUGUACCCUGCACGAUCAGCGAUCACUUCCUUGUGCAUGCAAGUCUGUCUCUACCCUCCUCGCAACACCCACUGCAGCGGAAAUCAGUGCGCCUCACCCGCAAGAUCCGUGCCAUUAACCUUGCAACAUUUCGUGAAGAUAUUGCCUCGUGCAGCCUCCACUCCUUUCCCCCUGCUGCAACUGUAGACGAGAUGUGGAAUGGCUGGCAUGCCAAGUUUAUGUCGGUUCUCGAAAGUCACGCUCCCCUGCGUGAAGUCAGAAUCUCCACCAGGAGGACUCCCCCGCCAUGGUCCGACCGUGAUAUAUUCCAACUGAACAUGCGCAAGAAUAGACUUCACCGAAAGUGGCUACGAGAUAAGACUAACGUGCAUCUACAUGAGGAGUACAAGCGAGCCCGUGCAGAAGCCUCAAAUGCUUACCGGCGAAAACGCAAUCAGCAUUUCCAACAGCAGUGUCGUGAUCACUCCUCCAACCUGCGGAAGAUGUGGUCCGUGAUCAACUCUGUCACUAGCCGUUCUCGUCAACAUCAUCAGCCAACGUGCGACAUCACAGAAGUCUCGGAUGCCUUCCACAGCAUUGUACAUGAUCCGUCCCGUCCGGCGCAGCUCCAGAUUCCCAUUGGUCCACAGCCGCAAGGCUCAAUGCUGACCUUCCAGUCAACUACCCCAGAUGAGGUCAAGCACCUCCUGGAACGGAUAAAUCCCUGCAAAGCCACAGGCAGUGAUGGGAUUCCUGGGUGUCUGCUACGUGCUUGCGCUGACCUGUUGGCUCCAUCGCUUUCAGUGCUCUUCAGCUCAUCGCUGAGGCAUGGUGAAGUCCCUCUGGCUUUCAAACAUGCUGUAAUAAGCCCUCUCUUCAAAGCUGGCGAUCCAUCGGUAGCUGCAAAUUAUCGUCCUGUGUCGCUCCUGCCGAUCGUAUCCAAACUACUCGAAAAGAUAGUCCAGAAGCAACUUGUUGCACAUCUGGAGCGAUCAUGUGCCAUACCACCGACUCAGUUUGCCUUCCGCCCUACUUAA